AUGAAUCAGUGUUAUUGGAAACCUGGGGUCAGCCAUCGAAAGAACCAGACGGACCAGAACCUCGCAUCCGUCUCCGCAUUUGAUGCAUGCUUGAUGUGGGGUAAUUUUGAAGAGGGGUCUGGGCCAUUCGGACCCCCUUUGAGAAAUUCCCAUCAAAGGACGCCCGGAAAUAUUCUGGCAGGCUUUCGGGCAUCGGUGAUCCCCCUUCAAUCGACAUGGGCUGCGACGGCACCUACUUUAUUUGGUCUGUGCUCCUUCCGCGCGGGGUCCCGAUGAAGAGCGGAACAAGGGAGAGUGUGCUGCCGAAGGGGGAAAGAGAGGAGAAGCAAAAAAAAAAAAAA
This is a messenger RNA of Pyricularia oryzae 70-15, 341 nucleotides long. RefSeq lists its product as uncharacterized. The record is from RefSeq and is a predicted model, not a curated record. Bases 1 to 276 code for a protein of 91 amino acids. The transcript is spliced from 3 exons. NCBI's taxonomy places the organism in Eukaryota, Fungi, Ascomycota, Sordariomycetes, Magnaporthales, Pyriculariaceae.